UAAAAACGCCCCUUCCCUUCUUUACCUAUUCCAUACCCAUUCUUCUUUCUUUCUCUUUUAACCCCAACCAUUCCCCUUUCACUUAAGAGAGAAAAGGAGAGAAGAUGAGCAGACCGGGAGACUGGAACUGCAGGUCAUGCCAGCACCUCAACUUCCAGAGGAGGGACAUGUGCCAGCGCUGCGGGGACCCCAAGUCCGGCGGCGGUGGAUGUGACUUUGGAGCUCUGUUAAACGGCGGUGGAAGAGGCGGGUCUGGAUUCGGGUACGGCGGCUCCGAUGUGAGGCCCGGCGACUGGUAUUGCAGCAUAGGGAACUGUGGAGCCCACAACUUCGCAAGCAGGUCGAGCUGCUUCAAAUGUGGGGCGUUCAAAGACGACAUGUCGGCUGCAGCAGGAGGCUUCGACUUCGAUAUGCCGCGCUCUAGAGGACUGUCCCCUUUUGGUUUUGCCAAUCCCGCCGCCGCCGCCGCCGCCCGUACUGGUGCCUCCGCUUGGAAAUCCGGUGACUGGAUUUGCGCCAGGUCGGGAUGCAAUGAACAUAACUUUGCGAGCAGGAUGGAAUGCUUUAGAUGCAGUGCUCCAAAAGACUCGUACUAACAAAGCCAACGUCCUCCUUCAUCAAGUUUUGGGUAUGCUUCCAAAAGAGCAAAUUUGAAAGAGACUUCAUAGCCAGCACUAGCCUUCUUCUUUCUUUUAGUUUCUUUAGUUUUGUUAUUAUUAUUAUUUUUUGUAAGUUUAUCUUUUGUGGAUGAUGCUAUUUCAGUGAUGAAAAAUUGAGAUAUUCUCCAAAAAUCAAUCUUUAUUCUC
Molecule: messenger RNA, 806 nt
Organism: Cucurbita pepo subsp. pepo (vegetable marrow)
Lineage: Eukaryota; Viridiplantae; Streptophyta; Magnoliopsida; Cucurbitales; Cucurbitaceae
Product: RNA-binding protein csdA
Cellular component (GO): cytoplasm
Molecular function (GO): mRNA binding
Source: RefSeq, a predicted model, not a curated record